This is a messenger RNA of Salvia hispanica, 1267 nucleotides long. It is a transcript of the gene TTG1, whose product is annotated as Transducin/WD40 repeat-like superfamily protein. Lineage: Eukaryota; Viridiplantae; Streptophyta; Magnoliopsida; Lamiales; Lamiaceae. Gene Ontology annotation, molecular function: protein binding. The record is from RefSeq and is a predicted model, not a curated record.
CACACACACUCGAAGAUUCAAAUAAAUCAUCAGAAAUUCGAAACCCUAGAUUUCCAGUUCCUCUCGAUUUCCACGAAUUCAAUGGAAAAUUCGACCCAGGAAUCCCACCCCCGACCUGAAAAUGUCGUCACCUACGAAUCCCCCUACCCAAUCUACGCCAUGGCCAUCUCCGCCGUGAACCGCCGCCGCGUCGCCGUCGGCAGCUUCAUCGAGGAGCUGAAGAACCGCGUCGACAUCCUCUCAUUCUCGGAAGAUUCAUCCUCUCUCAAGCCCGUCCCUUCUCUCUCCUUCGACCACCUACCCCCGACGAAAUUACUCUUCCACCCCUCCGUCUCCGCCCCUUCCAACCUCCUCGCCUCCUCCGGCGACUUCCUCCGCCUCUGGGAGGUCAAGGACUCCUCAAUCGCGGCCGUCUCCACGCUCAACAACAGCAAAACCAGCGAGUACUCGGCUCCGCUGACCUCAUUCGACUGGAACGAGGUCGAGCCGCGGAGGAUCGGAACGUCGAGCAUCGACACGACCUGCACGAUUUGGGAUAUCGACAAGGGCGUGGUGGAGACGCAGCUGAUCGCGCACGACAAGGAGGUUUACGACAUAGCGUGGGGCGAGGCUGGGGUUUUCGCGUCGGUUUCCGCCGACGGCUCCGUGAGAAUCUUCGAUUUGAGGGAUAAGGAGCAUUCGACGAUCAUCUACGAAAGCCCCAUGCCGGAUACGCCGUUGCUGAGAUUGGCUUGGAAUAAGCAGGAUUUGAGGUAUAUGGCGACGAUCUUGAUGGAUAGCAAUAAAAUUGUGAUAUUGGAUAUCAGGUCUCCGACAAUGCCGGUGGCGGAGCUGGAGAGGCAUAGUGCUAGUGUGAAUGCAAUUGCGUGGGCGCCGCAGAGUGCUAGGCAUAUUUGCUCUGCCGGUGACGAUGCCCAGGCGUUGCUUUGGGAGCUGCCCACGGUGGCUGGCCCCAAUGGGAUUGAUCCCAUGUCCAUGUACUCUUCCGGUGCAGAGAUUAACCAGCUGCAGUGGUCGGCCGCCCAGCCGGAUUGGAUUGCCGUUGCGUUUGCCAACAAGAUGCAAAUGCUCAAAGUUUGAGGUAUUGUUCUUUGGAUUAAUACUGCUGUGUUUCUUGAUUUUGUGAAGUUAAAGUGGCCCUAUUAGUUUCUUCUUAUUGGGUUAUGUUGUAUGUAUUAGUGAAGAUUGUGUUGUAGUUGGUGCUAAAGAUUAUACAUUUGUUCUCCACAGUCUUGAUAUUGCAAUGUAGUAUAAUUUGCCAAGUUCA